GCGCGGCGUGUCCAGCUCGGCCGUAGCCGCCCUCAGGUCCCGCCGAGCGCCGCCCGCCAGGCCGCCGCCUCGGCUCCCCCUUGCCCUUGGCCGGCGCGGAGGGGACGGGGCAGAGGAAGCCGGUGGUAUUCCCGUGCGCUCGGGUUCGGAUUUUUCAGCUGGGGGGAACUUUAUAUCCCGGGUCGACGAGGAGCGGCGGGCCGCCGCGGAGGAGAGCGAGGAUGAGGAUGAUGCUGCUGAUGUCGCCGCGAUGUAUCGCGCUUGGAGGUCUCUGGUGAGACGCGCAGCUCCCAGAUCCGCGCCCGCCUGUAAGAGGCUGUAGUGGUGCUGUUGCACGAAGGAGCUUCCCGUCUGAUUUAAACCUCAAACGGACGCUUUCAUCUCUGUUUUAUUUUUUUUAAAUCUUCCCCAACGGGGCUGGUUGCCUGGACGCUAAGGCCAGCGAGCAUCUUGAGGGGUUUGCUUUCCUUUUGUCCUGGGGACUUCUCUGCAACUAACGGAAGAGUCUGUGCUGCGUGUGUGGUACCCUUUCCUCUGCCCUCCAGCGUUUCGUGCAUGUGCUAUUGGAGCUGCUCCGAUCGGCGACGGCUGUGCAAGAGCGCCCGCCCGCCUCCUUCCUCCUCCUCCUGCCUUCCUCCCUUGUUCAUCGCUCUGUGUCUUGCCGGUGGUUUGGCCCCUGCGCCGACGCCUGCGAGCAACGCGUCCCUGCCUGGAGACUUUCUGUCGCCCCCCUCGGCUUCCGACGGUCCCGCCGCGGACACUGCGAUCCGCUCCCUUCGGCUGGAUUUUCCCCUUUUGACAAGGGGCAGAAGAGGAGAGAGGAGUCUCCUCCGCCUGGGAUUUCCGGCCUUACAAUCGCAUCGACCACUUGCGAGUCCGUGAAGGGGAUUAUUCGCCGCCUCUGAGGGGCGGCUGUGGCCUCCCCCCCCUGCGCCCCGUCGGGUCCCGUCCCGCCGCGCCCGGGCCUUGCGGGCGCCGCCCGCCGGUCGAAGCGCAGCCGAAAGAGCGCGGGGCGCUGGUGACCGUCCCAAGCGCGGCCCGUACGCCUUUCCCGGCCACCUUCAGCCCUCCUUGGAACAACAGCAACAAAGGACGCCGCGGCUGGGGAAUGUCCCCGCGGCGGGGGCACUGAGCCGCGCCUCGCCCCGCUGCUGCCCGCGGCGGCGGAGGGAAGGCGGUCGGCGGGUGUCGCCGCUCCUGUCCCCUGGGCGCACCGGGUGUGAAGCCGGGGCAGGGCGGGGAGUCUCGCCGCGAGAGCCGCGCUGCGAGGGAGAGCCGCCGCGGCCGGAGCCAUGUUCCCCCAGAGCCGGCACCCCACCCCGCACCAGGCUGCGGGCCAGCCUUUCAAAUUCACCAUCCCGGAGUCGCUGGACCGCAUCAAAGAAGAGUUCCAGUUCCUCCAGGCGCAGUACCACAGCCUUAAAUUGGAAUGUGAGAAACUGGCAAGCGAAAAGACGGAAAUGCAGAGGCAUUAUGUGAUGUACUAUGAAAUGUCGUAUGGAUUAAACAUUGAAAUGCACAAACAGACAGAAAUUGCGAAGAGAUUGAAUACAAUUUGUGCACAAGUCAUCCCAUUUUUGUCUCAGGAACAUCAGCAACAAGUGGCCCAAGCUGUAGAACGUGCCAAACAAGUGACCAUGGCUGAAUUGAAUGCCAUCAUCGGGGUACGUGGCCUUCCAGGUCUACCUCCUACACAGCAGCAGUUGCAGGCUCAGCAUCUCUCCCAUGGCCACGGACCUCCAGUGCCUCUAACACCGCAUCCAUCAGGACUUCAGCCUCCAGGAAUCCCUCCACUUGGAAGCAGUGCUGGCCUUCUUGCCCUCUCCAGUGCUUUGGGUGGGCAGUCUCACUUGGCAAUAAAAGAUGACAAGAAGCAUCACGAUGCAGACCACCACAGAGACAGAGAGCCAGGCACAAGUAAUUCUCUGUUGGUCCCCGACAGUCUACGAAGCGAUAAACGCAGGAAUGGCCCUGAAUAUGCCAAUGACAUCAAAAAGAGAAAGGUGGAUGAUAAGGAUUCCAGCCACUAUGACAGUGAUGGGGACAAGAGUGACGAUAACUUGGUUGUAGAUGUAUCCAAUGAGGAUCCUUCUUCCCCAAGGGCAAGUCCCACUCAUUCACCCCGUGAAAACGGUAUCGAUAAAGCCCGCCUGCUGAAGAAGGAUGCCUCCAGCAGCCCAGCAUCUACAGCUUCUUCAGGAAGUUCCACUUCCCUCAAAUCCAAGGAAAUGGGUCUGCAUGAAAAAGCCAGCACGCCUGUUCUGAAAUCCAGCACACCAACUCCUCGAGGUGAUGUGCCAACCCCAGGCACUAGUGCAACUCCAGGACUCCGUCCAGGCCUUGGCAAACCUCCAACAAUGGACCCUCUGGUUAACCAAGCUGCUGCAGGUUUGCGGACCCCGUUGGCAGUACCAGGACCGUACCCUGCUCCAUUUGGAAUGGUACCUCACGCUGGCAUGAAUGGAGAGUUAACCAGUCCAGGGGCAGCCUAUGCCAGUCUGCACAAUAUGUCACCCCAGAUGAGUGCUGCUGCUGCUGCAGCUGCCGUGGUUGCCUAUGGAAGAUCUCCUAUGGUUGGGUUUGAUCCUCCUCCUCACAUGAGAGUACCUGGAAUCCCUCCAAAUCUAGCAGGGAUUCCUGGGGGAAAACCAGCCUACUCCUUUCACGUCACUGCAGAUGGUCAGAUGCAGCCAGUCCCUUUCCCUCCUGAUGCCCUCAUCGGUCCAGGAAUCCCUCGCCACGCCCGUCAGAUCAACACCCUGAACCACGGUGAAGUUGUGUGUGCAGUUACCAUCAGCAACCCCACGAGACACGUGUACACGGGUGGGAAGGGGUGUGUCAAGGUUUGGGACAUCAGCCAGCCUGGCAACAAGAGCCCCGUCUCUCAGCUGGACUGCCUGAACAGAGAUAACUACAUCCGCUCCUGUAAAUUGCUGCCCGAUGGAUGCACCCUCAUCGUUGGCGGGGAAGCCAGCACAUUAUCCAUAUGGGACCUGGCAGCUCCAACUCCUCGCAUCAAAGCAGAGCUGACAUCCUCAGCACCUGCCUGCUAUGCUCUGGCUAUCAGCCCUGACUCCAAGGUGUGCUUUUCCUGCUGCAGUGAUGGGAACAUUGCAGUGUGGGAUCUGCAUAACCAGACAUUGGUCAGGCAAUUCCAGGGCCACACAGAUGGAGCCAGCUGUAUUGACAUUUCUAAUGAUGGUACCAAGCUCUGGACAGGAGGUUUGGAUAACACUGUCAGAUCCUGGGACUUGAGAGAAGGGAGACAGCUACAACAGCAUGACUUCACAUCACAGAUAUUUUCCCUUGGUUAUUGUCCUACUGGUGAAUGGCUAGCUGUGGGAAUGGAGAGCAGCAAUGUCGAAGUGCUACAUGUAAAUAAACCAGACAAGUAUCAACUGCACCUUCAUGAGAGCUGUGUAUUGUCACUCAAAUUUGCUUACUGUGGUAAAUGGUUUGUGAGUACUGGGAAAGAUAACCUUCUUAAUGCAUGGAGAACUCCAUAUGGAGCCAGUAUCUUCCAGUCCAAAGAAUCUUCAUCAGUGCUUAGCUGUGACAUCUCUGUGGAUGAUAAGUACAUUGUCACUGGCUCUGGAGACAAAAAAGCUACAGUCUAUGAAGUUAUCUACUGAAAAACAUGAUGGGGAUAUUCUUUUAGAGGUUGAACUGGGCCAAAAUUGUUUGUAGAAGUAGAAAGGUUUUGAAUUUUUGAAAGGAACAAAAGUGUUGAGGUUCCAGACCUUGCCAUGAAACUACUCCGAUUUUUCAAAAUAGAAGGCAACGUCCUGCAACUAAGUAUUGGCUACAUGGACCAGACGGAACACAGAGGCAAGAUGGGCAAGUGUAGCCUAGGUUUUUGACAUAAUUUUUAAAAGCCAAGUCUACUGAAGAACGUUGGAGCCUUUUAUUUUUUUUCUUUUGUGACCUCAUGCAAUUUUUUCUCAUUGCCUGAAUAUGGGGGAUAAAUACCUUUCUGUUCCUUGCAGUUCAAGUUGCAUUCUGUCCUGGGUAGAGCAGCCAUGUCUCAGAUGAACUUGUUUCCUGGUUUUGCAUCUUGUGAUAUGUUUUUGUAUUUUUGUUGAAGGUCAAACAUUUGUAUAAAUUGUAAAUAUAUUUAGUUUACUACAGUAAAGGCUUUAGUACCAACAACCAGUCUUCCCCCUUGCCCCCUCCCUGCUUGCCCUGCUUAUUUAAAAUUAAAAACCUUUUGGGGAUAUAAGUACCUUUUUAGAAGCAAGAGCAAACACUAUGUAUAGUUUGAAAAUGGUGUCUUAUUCUUUAUAACUGUUCUUAGAUUCCUUUAUCAUAUUUCGAAGUAGAUGAUUUGACAUACUAGGAUAUCAAGUCCAGUAGAUAUUGUCUUGUUCUACAGAAAACUUAAAGGCAGUUUUGUACUAAUUAUAGUGUAAAUAUAAAAAUUGAACAUUUCAUAAAGCUGUGCAGUUUAUUUUGAUGUCCCAUGUAUAUGUUCUUUGGUAGAUACAGUAAUAUGUGCCUGAUCAUAACACAUUUGGUCAUUUCUCUAGAAGAGGAGGUGUCUUCCCUGUCAUUUUUCUCCCCCAGCUGAACAGAAUUCAUGUGAGACUACAUUUCAACUAAGUACAUCAGAGCCUUUAUUUGUUAUAUGAGGAUGUCUGUGAUUAGAGAAGUUGCAUCCUUCAUGUGUUACAGAGAAGUGGUAGUUAGUGGCCAUUUCCUUUUUAAAAUCUUGUCUAUACUUAGAUACUCAGGUAAAUUUAACUAAAUUACCAAAAGUGUGAGUUUACAGGGGAUUUCUUAAAGAUGUUAAAUACUUGCAGGGUAGCAAGUUAAGUGAAUUAACAUAAACUAAGUUGAAAUCGCUUCUUAAUUUCUUGUGAGAAUAAUGACAAAGGAAUAUUUUGAUUUUUAACUAAUCCACUCUACAAAUUAAUUAGAAUUAAUUUUCCUGAGUGUCCUAUGUUAUGCAGGCCUGUAGGCUCUAUGUAUUCAUGCUGAGCAAUCUGUGAGUCCUUUCCAUUGUUGCAUCACUGUGUGACAUCUGUGAAGAGCCAUGAUAAGCAGCCAGUUACCAAAGCUAUGCAUCUUCAAGUUUUCUUAGUGUACUCAAGAGCAAUGGAUGAGGAGAGAAUGUGUUCACUUUAUUAACUAUUAUUUUUUCAGGCUAAUGUGUUCUACCACUGUUUGCUAGACAACAGACUUUGCUGUUGCACUGGUGGGAGCUGUACAUUUCCUACAUUCUGUAAUUUGGUUAUAAUUUCUGUUGCUCAUGGAGAGCACAGAUGAACAGAAGGAUAUCUUUGAACAAUUAAUUUAGAUUACACAAACUGGCAGACAGAAGAAGAGCUGCUUUCUCAUUUUUCUAGCAUUUGAUGAUGGCCUAUAUCCCUGCUCUUUCAAAGACACGUAGUUAGGAAGAAACAAGCUUGACUGACAGGUGUGUUGAUUGGAUAAAGAAUUUUUCAUGUGGGGGCAAAUUUUAUCUAAGAUUCUAGUCUGAAGGGACGUAGGUUUUCCUUUUGAUUUACAUGACCGUUCUACUGAAACCAAAUUAUAGCGUCUAAAACUGUAAUAGCCUUAACGUACUAACAUUCCAUCCAGAAUGUAAAAUAUUACCCAUCCAGGAUAAUCUGGUCUCCUAGAAUUUUAAAAAUAGCAUUGUAUUAAUAUGUAUCCAUAUAUUUCUUUGUUGAUUUUUUAGUUGUUAAUUUGUAUCUGUAUGAAAAUGACGGACAAGUUUAGAUGCUGAUCAUGUUGCUUUCAGACAUAGUGGGGCAGAAAGCAGAAUCAUGAGGCUUUUCAGAGAAUUAACUGUAUUUGCUACACUGAUAUACUGGGAAGUGCUGUGCCAUUUUUACAAGGGAAAGUUUUAAAACAAGAGCAUUUACAAGAUUACUUGAUUUUUACACUUUUCAUAUUGAAAUUUCUCUGAACAUCUGGUUCUGGCAGUGAUCAUUGACUUUAGCAGCACUGGCAAAUUUGCUUUAAUUAGGAUCUUUUGGAUUUUUGCCAAACUGCUAUCACCUUGGCUUUUACUUUAUAGGUAUCCUUUUGCUGUUCUCUGAAGUCAACAUCACACAGGAGCCAAGAAUACAAGUAUUCUUACACAUCUAUAUCAAUUAAAAAGACCCAACAUGUGUAAUUGGUCUGCUAUAUAUUGUGGCAUAGGGCUUGCUAGCAAGGUCACACUUGUCAAUCCAGAGAUUCAAAAUCAUAGUGUCAGAAGAAUCAUAAAAUACCUUGUUUUCUUGGCUUCUAGAAUGUACAAUGAGUCAGAGCAGUUAUGGAAUCAGAAAUUUAUGUGCAUGAAUUUAAUCAUAUUUGUACCAUGUAUUUCUUGAUUGUAAUUAAGAAAUUAAUUCCUUUUUUCCCCCCUAUUAUAAGCCUUGGGUCUGAAAAUUAGUGGAUACAUCUGAAAGCUUCUGGAUGCAUCAUCCAUACUUGUGGAUGAGUAGUUCUCUCCAUUUGUUGUUUCAGAUUUCACUUAAUGUUUAUAAAAUUGUGAGUCUUUUGAUUUGUCAAGAGAGUAAAGCAUAUUCUACUUGCAGAUGUAAUUUUUAAUGAAAAGAGAGGUUUGCUGAACUUCUAGCAUGUCUGUCUACACAAUCACCUAAAAGAUGUAAAACUUGUGAAGCUUAAAACUUCUGUAAGUUGUUAUAGCCCUGUGUAAAGUAGUGGGUGGAAAUAAUUGCCCACUGAAUGAAGAAACAGACUAACCAAGGUCAGCGGUAACAGAAAAGGCACUGGGGAAGCCAUGUGGAGAAGAGAAGUGCAUCAGUUACUAUUGUAUAGGUAAUUCUGUUUUUUGUGGGAGGUCAACCUAAAUACGGUCCUAAAAGAUUCCUUUGGUUAGCACCUUUUGGGACAGUCUUUGUGUGCUAGGUGGCCUUCAGUAUUCAGAGAUGUCUCAAUGGCACUCUGGUAAAUGCCUGUUCUGGAUAGAAGCAGGGAGUCCUUACAAAAGACAUUUUGGAUGUCAAUGCAAACAAUAACUGAUGAAGAGGGGAUUUGUGGUGAUACCAAUUCAACUGAACAAAAUCCUUUGUCAGCUUUAAUAUGUAUAUUUUGUGUAUGUGCACUUAGUAUAACCCUUUAUAAAUCAAUUGAGCAGAAAGUCAGGAUAUCAUUCCACACAAUGUAUUUGUCAGUGUGUCAGAUGUUCUUUUCAAUUAUAAUUCCAAGCAAUGGCAGUUCCCCUUGUUAGCAUACAAGCCUACUGGUGUCUUGAGAGAGAAUUUUCAUCUACAUUAGUUCUUUCUAAUUCAUUUGGCAUUUCAAAGGCUUUUGUUCUUUUAAAGGAAAGAGGGACCACUAAAUGAACAUCAUUUUCACAGACUGUUAUAACAAGUGUUAUUUUUUAAUAUAAACAUCAAUGUAGAAUCUGUAUAUGAAUGAUUGACCAUAAUUUUUGGGUCACAUUUUUGCAUUGGUGUGAUACAAGUAGAAUUUCAGAAGCUUCUAAGUUACUCAAGUAGCUUUAACUCAGAUUGACAAACUGAUUUUUUGUUUGGUGUUUAAUUCCUGAUAAAGUUUUUUGUUUGUUUGUAGUUUUGUGGAAUGGCUGGCCCACUUAGGAUCCCAAGGGAUUAUGUAGUCUAGUUAAAAUAGUCUUUCAUAUUUUCUAUUUUAUUGGUGCAAUUUUGAGUUGAUGGGGAAAUUCCACCAUUCUAUUAAUUAAGAAAGGUGGAUUUUGAAGUUUUUUGGCUAAGGAGGAGUACAGACUUCUGAUUUCGCACUACUGAUAAAGUGUUUACCCCUUAAAUCACUUCACUGGAUAAUCUGGACUGAUUCCAACUCUGCUGUCUCUUUGAAGGAUUUUGGGUUUUUUCUCCUACCACAAGCGCACAGAAAGAAUUUGAGAAUGUAGGUUUAUGUAAGACUUCAGCCAAUUCAUUUGGUCCUGCCAGACAGAUAAACUUCAUUACAUAAUGGGAAAGGAGGAGUAACUCAGAGUUGAACCUGACAAACACCAGAAUGCAGGUGAGUUAUGGCACAGAAAUUCAUGGACAGAACCACUUCAGUUAAAAAAGCCCUCCAAGAUGAUCUAGUCCAACCUCUGACUGAAUAUUACAUGUAAACUAAACCAUAGCAUUAUGUGCUGCAUCCAGUCAUUUCUUGAACACCUGUGGGAUGGAUGACUCUACCACCUCCCUGGACAGCCUGCUCCAAUGCUUGACAACUUCAUCCAUGAGAAGAUUCUUGCAGAGGUCCAACCUGAACCUCCCCUGGCUUAGUUUGAAGCUGUGUCCUCUUGUCCUGUGGCUGAGAGGAGAGACCAAGUGACACCCAGCUUGCUACAACCUCAUUUCAGGGAGUUGUAGAGUGAGCCUUUUCUCCAGUCUAAACAAUCCCAGCUCCCUCAGCCACUCCUUAAAAGACUUAUGUUCCAGACCCUUCACCAGCUUCUCUGCCCUUCUCUGAGCAUACCUCAAUGUCCUUCUCAUGAGUGGCCUAAAACAGAACACGGGAUUUGAGGUGCAGCCUUUCCAGUAACAGGGGCAGGGAAAAUCCCAGCCCUAGUCCUGCUAGCUACACUAUUGCUGACACAAACGAGGACACCAUCAGUCACCUUGGACACCUAGUCACACUGCAGGACAAGAGGAAAUGAGAACUAGAAACACAUACAUUUUAGGUGUAACCUAACAUGCAAUCUACGCAAUUCACCUAGAAUGAGAUUUCAGUCAGAGAGUUCACUGACAUCUGUUUCUCUGUAAAGUUGUUCAAAUGUUUCUGCAGUUAUUCAAGGACCCUUGAGUUGUGUGUUUGAACUAGAAGUGGACAUUUCUUUGAUAUCCAUAAACAUCUAGUCAUCUCAUCCUAAGAGGGAAAAGGAGUUAACUGACAGCCAGUUCUCUACAUUUACCAUUACCUUUUAUUUCUGUAGCUCAAGAUCUGCUUCCAAGCACUUGAUAAUCCCAUUUUCAGCAACAUGCUCCCAAAUGUCCCACUGCAGCUUAAGUGCUUAGUGCUGUGUGGUAGGUUUUGUUAGGGAAAUCAGACAUGUAAGAACUGGGUGCUUGAAAAAUCUGUCCUAUGGGUCUAUCUUACUGACAUUUCUGAGAAAUUUACCCAGGAUUUCUGCUUAGCUAUAUAGGAGAGCUGAAACACUCGCUGAAACAUUUUCUAAAUCAGCAAAAAAUGUGUUUUGAACAUAUUUUAAGCACAUGAGUGGGCUUGGGGGUUUUUUGGUUUGGUUUGUGGUUUUUCACUAUUUGCAGUUGAUUGAUUUUUUUUUUUUUUUCUUCUGACAUUACUUUAAAAUGAAUUACUUACUAUGAAUUGAAUAUAACAAGAAAACGUGAAGGGAAAUCAGAAGAAUGAAUAAUAGCCUUCAGAGGGCAGAAUGUUGUUGAAGAUGCAAAGAACCUACUGCUUCUGUGAUACAUUAAUUCUUGAGAGAGCUGGAUUUCUAUUUCCUUGAGGCUAAAAGUGCUGCUCAGAAAACUGAAUACCGAAAAUGUCUGUUGUGGGGGCAAAUGUUAGUUAUCAUUUUCAAAUCUGAUCAGGGUUUUUUGUGGGGUUUGGGUUGUUUGGGGUUUGCCCUCCCCAUAUUUCUUAGAUCUGGGUCUCACAGUUCACUCUGAGAAGCUGAAAAACUGUCCAUGUUCUUUCUGGCUCUAUGCUCUACUAUACAUUAGUAAGAAUUUAGUUGCCUGUUAAUGAUAUACAGUAUACAGGAAAAUCUGACUGAAUAUUUCAGUGGAUAGCUGCAUAAUUAUAUUGGGCAGUGUCUGGUGUAAUGAUUUUCCUUACUAAUGCAAGCACUCAGAUAUAGGAUAGCUGCAUUAUUCUAUACUCACAUUUUCAUUGUUUAUGAGUCCCUGGUUUGGCAUAGUUGACUCUUCAUAGAAAAAAUUCUGUGAUGGCUUCUGAGGUAAAACAUAAAAUUAUGAUAUUUUUCCUCUCCUAUAAUUUCACAUGUGAUUUUGCCGAUAUUUUUAAGAUUAUAUUGAUUCAUAUAAGAGAUGCUGCAAGCAACUCAACAUUUAUAUUGUGUACAGCUUGGCAAGGGUUGCCUUUGCUAUGUUCACAGCACAAAAGUAUCUCUCAAACCCUGUUUCAAAACCCUGUUUUCUGCCAAAAAUUAGUUUGAGGUGAAGAUAACACAUAGUCUGGAGACUAAGCAAUCAAACAUACUGUUAUCAUUAUCCCUUCUGUAUACUCUGUCAUUAACAUAGAAAAUGGAGAUGAUAGUCUGUAACUGCAAACAAUAAAUGCUGUUUUUCCUUUGAGCACUGAUUUUAAUGGCAGUUUAAAAAAGUUAACAAGCAGAAUGAAGGGGUCAUAAAUGAAAGUUAACCCACAGCAGUUGGAAACUGAGAAAUCCUUGUUACUUUCCUGGUAGUGAGCCUAAUUUGUUUAAAAUAAAAUCCAUCUGCCCAUUUCACAGUCUUUUGUCACACUUCCUUCAGUGAUUCACAAUGGAUUACCCCCUUACUUUAAAACCUGUCUGAAAUUAUGAUAACUCUUAUUUUGUGGUUUGCUGUAGCAUUAAGUUUUGCAGUCCAGCGAAGAUGCCCUUUAUUCUUAAAAAAUAAUCAGCUAUUGGGGUUUUUCUGCAGUUGGAAAUGAUUUUUUUCAAAUUGGAUUUCAAAUAAAUAUACAAUCUGAUGGUUUUGUGGCCACAUUAAAUUUACUAACUGGAAUAAGUUUCCUUUUUCAUACAGAAAUCAGUUUACUACCGUGCUCCUUUAUGUUUCCUCCUGGAUAUACAUUAGAUCUCUAGAGAUGUUUUAAUGAGUUAUACAUACAUAAUGCUUCUAAUUUUUCUUUGUCCUUCUGAUUGUUAGAUAUGUGAGAUGUGUAUUUCUGACAGCAGUUGAGUGAAUAUUCACAAAUAUAUGAUAUAAUUGAAUUUUUGAAUGUGUACUUCAAGAAGUUUAUAGACUUGUAUAGAUAAAUCAUUGAUUUUCAUUUGUCAAAUUCAAGAUUUUCAAGUCCUGAUACUCUUGUAUUUUUAUCAGUGAAUCUGUUAAAGGAAAUACUUCUGGAUUUUGAAUGGUUUUCAUUGCUUUUUAAAUUUGUUUAUGUAGAUACUCUUCUUUGUUGAGUACAAGUUAUUGACCUGGUAUUCUAUUUAUAAUUCUUCCUGGUUCUUCAGUAUUUUAUCUAGCUGUAACUUAUUAAAAACCACAAAUAUGAAAUGGGGAUAUUAAUGACAAGUGGUUUAAAUGUGAGAGUUUCAAAUGCAUGUUAGAAUAUUUCAACACUUUUUUCACUGUAAUUUUACAUUUUUUCAUUACUUAAGUAAUUAAAAAAAAUCCUUAGGGUUGAAUUAUAGUAAAAUUUUAUACAUCUCAGUACUAAUUUUGUCUCCCAGUGGACAGCAAUAAUUUAGAUGGGAUUGUUUUUACUCUACCUAAUUUAUUCUUGGGCAGGGGGGAAGGGGAAAAAUAUUAACCUUGCAAAUUUUGCUAAUUAUAAUAAUUUCAUUGCUAUUGUUAAUUGUUUUUAAUAACCUCCAUGCCUUCAGAAAUUUGUUCUAUAUUUUGAAGAAAACAUCCAGAUAUACAGGGUUCUGUAAUAGAAUGUGUUUACAGUAUUUAUCCCCUGGGUUAGCUAUAACAGUAAGGGGAAGUAUAGUGACAGAUACCACUUGCAAUAGUUGCUAGUGCAAUGUGCCUUUGAACCAUUUUCUUUAGUUAUUAAAUUUUCUUGUAAUCUUAGGUAAGGUGAGCAGUUUUAAAUCAGUUUCAUUUCUAUCAAAGUGGAUAUGACAAUACAUUCUUAGAGCUUUACUAGUCUUACUAAAUUUAAAUCUGCAUGGUAAAUGGUUACAUGUAUAGUUUUGAACUGAUUUUACUGUUCAGGUUAACUUCUUAGGUUUCAAAACCUGCUAGAGUAGAGGGAGAAAUUGCCAGUUAUAUUUGGGGGUUUUUUAUUGCUUUCAUUUUGUACUAUAUAUAUCAGUGGGACUUUCACAACACUGUAGAUGUGCUCAGUUUUAAUGUUGCCGUAGUUUGCUCCAUCUGUUUUCCUUGAAUUUAGCUUAAAAAUUAAUCCCUUUCCAUAGGUGUCUGCUUUGAACCUUAACAAAUAUAAAAAUAAUCAAAAUAUCACUAUUUGAUAGACACACUGUUUAUUUCUCUAUUUCUGAUGUGGAUAUUGUUUAGCAGGGCCUGUCUAGUUAAAAGGCAGUUAAAAUAGUAAUCACACAUGAUCUGUGUCUGUCAUUCGUAGAAAAAAUGCUACAAAGUGAUAUGUGGUGGUAACAACUCGGAAGGAAAAGAAUAUGAAAUUCAGAUAGCAGCUUGAACAAUUUACUGUUAGCAUGGGGCCCAAUAACACUACAAAGCUAUAAACUCUGUCCUUCUAGAUUGCCCAGUUAGGUGGCAGAGAUGCAAUUUGUCUUUUCUGAAGCCACCUGCUGCUAGCUAGCUCCAUCUCCUGUCACAGCCUAUUAGCUCCCCAAGAAAAUUGGUGGGAAAUUGCCUGCAGAUUGUAGGAAAUUGCAUCUCCAGCCCCAGGAAAAAAUGUAGGAUAGCACAACACUGAUCCUCCCAGAGCAGCUAUUAAUACAGCAAAAGCUGACCUUUGGCAUGGCGUGAAACGACUUUGCUGAAUAAAGACUGUAUUAUGUGUGGUUGAAGGAGGGAAGGAAUUAUUAUCCUAGCUAUGCUUGUAGUCAGCCUGUUCCAGGAAGCUUAACUAUGAGCAGCAGGUUCUGCUGCCCCUCAUUCCCACUGGAAGGUGGAAGAGGACAUUUUGCAGCCUUAUAUACAAAAUUCAUUGUACAGAUGGGCAAAAAACCCUUUAUGUAUUUAAAUUAUGUUAGUUCAUAUAAAAUUCAACAGUUUAGUGACAAAGUUGAAAGGUAAUUUAUGAAGCUAAUUGCAAAAAAAUUAAUAGGUAUCUCUGCUCAGGUGAGUCUUGGUCAAACUAGGAACAACUUUUUGGCUAUUUAAUUCUAUUUAUAUAUACAUAUUAUACAUUUGAUUUUGGAGCAGUUACAAUGAAAAGGAACUGAUUUGUUCUGUAACUGUGAACUGUAAAAAGUCAUGGAAUACGCAUUACUUAUCACAGAUUUUAGCAUUAAAUUCCUUGCUGCUAGGAAGCUCACUUCUGUUAUGUUUAAACUAAUUUCCAUAUGUUCUUUAUGGUGUAAUAUAGAAUGAGUUUCAUCCUCUGUCAUUUCUACUACAGCUACCUUUCUAAUUUUGUACUUUACCUCAGUUUUACAGGGCCUUUCAAUAAAAGACUCAAGUUUUCUGUAAAUUCUGAGAGAGGGGGUAUGUAUAGUUAGGUUUUUUUGCAACAUAAAAAUAAAUGUCAGUAUUUUCUUUGAGCUUGCAGUUGUACUUAGUUGAUUCAAAGCCUCCUGAGGAAGAUGUGGUUGUGAAUCAGAAUGGCGUAUUGAUCAGAAGUGAGUAUGAGGAGGGCGGCAGCAGCAGGGAAAAAAUCAUUUUGCAAUCAAGAGCAUUGCUGUUUUCAAACUCAGAUGAGAUCUCUUGGUAACUGGCAGCUGCCCAGGGAUCUAAGUGAAACCAGUGGGUUCAUUUCCUGUUGUAUUAGUGUCCACUGUUGUAAAUGAUCUAGCAGGGCUUACGAACACUCUCACCGCUGAUUAGAGAAAAUUAGUGGCCUGCCUUAUGGAGCUGAGGCAGAGGCAGUACGGCAAAAAAGGUAUUGCACACAGUUCAAAGCACAGCUGAAGGGGAUCAAGAGAACUUCAUGUCAUGAGGCUCUCUGGACUGCUGUUUUGAAUUCUUAUGAUCAUAAAUGCACACAUAUGUCAGUCUGAAAUGCUAAUUUGUUGAGGCAUUGAUUUUCUAAUUUAGUUAUAGCACCUUUUAUGAAAGUUAUGCAGUUUAGUGCUGUGUGUCUUUUCUUGUAAAACAAAUACAAGGAACAGAAGAGCUGUGGUGCUUGAGCCUUUAUUCUGUAUUUACAAUAGCUGUUCAUCUUCCAAGGUAUUACAUAUUAAUUGCAUUCUCAAAAUAAACCUUGCCAUUUAGUAACAAA
Messenger RNA from Zonotrichia albicollis (white-throated sparrow), 13941 nucleotides. Its product is annotated as transducin-like enhancer protein 1. Gene Ontology annotation, biological process: negative regulation of canonical Wnt signaling pathway; regulation of DNA-templated transcription. Lineage: Eukaryota; Metazoa; Chordata; Aves; Passeriformes; Passerellidae. Gene Ontology annotation, molecular function: transcription corepressor activity; protein binding. Gene Ontology annotation, cellular component: nucleus; transcription regulator complex. The record is from RefSeq and is a predicted model, not a curated record.